Molecule: messenger RNA, 5525 nt
Organism: Myxocyprinus asiaticus (Chinese sucker)
Lineage: Eukaryota; Metazoa; Chordata; Actinopteri; Cypriniformes; Catostomidae
Product: liprin-alpha-2-like
Exons: 30
Coding region: 736-4377 (1213 amino acids)
Biological process (GO): synapse organization
Cellular component (GO): presynaptic active zone
Molecular function (GO): protein binding
Source: RefSeq, a predicted model, not a curated record
UGUAGUCGCGUGGUGCUGAUGUGAGGAACUCUGCCGAUUUUACGCUUUUUGCACGAGCUUUCCCGAGACACGCCGGUUGGAUAUGAUCUUCGCGGAGGGCGUGGGCGACUUUUAAUCAUUAAGUCUACCGAAGUGUUUGUGCAUUCGUGUCAUAAAAUAUGCGCGAGUGUUUGUGGAGAUAGCGGAAUCGCUGUGUUGUAAGCGGCGGCUGGCAUGAUAUCGUAGAGGGAGGAGCGCUUUACUCGGCUCGCCGUGUAGGGAGAUGAUGAUGAUGAUGAUGAUGAUGAUGGCAGAGGGAUCUGGAGGAUGCGGCAGACGCGCGUUUAACCGUUUUCUGAAAGGUUAAUGGCAACUGGUGGAUGUUAAUGCGAGGGAACCGCGAAGGUUCAAUAAGCUGUGAUCGAAUCCACCGGAAUAUGAAUGUGGCCAGUGUGAUGGAUUUGCAGCGAAAUGCAUUGAGUUUCAAGUGAAACUAAGUGGAUAAUGUCAGAACGGGGAAGGCCGACAGCAAUGGACUAGAGAGGUCAAGGUGUGUGAAAUCUAGAAGAGGGCUGCAAUUAGUGAAAUUAGGGGAUGCAUCUUAAAAUAUGGACAUGCAAAGCCAAUUUAAUGUGCAUUUUAAAAGCCACUAAAUAUUAAUCGUGCGCCUCAAACCUAAAUCAAUAAUAAUAAUAAAUCUUCUAAUUUGUCGAUUUUUAAAUUCCACUUAGACUUCAUAAUAUAACUCCGAGCAAUAUGAUGUGUGAAGUGAUGCCAACCAUAAAUGAGGGGGACUCUGUGAGUUCCCAGAGAGGCUCUCAGAAUGGCACGGAUGCCGAAUCUAAUUUUGAACAGCUGAUGGUGAAUAUGUUGGAUGAGAGAGAUAAGCUGCUGGAGUCCUUACGGGAGACCCAGGAGACCCUCAUCCAGUCGCAGACCAAACUCCAGGAUGUGCUCCACGAGAGGGAUGUGCUACAGAGACAGCUCAACUCCGCGCUGCCGCAGGAGUUUGCAACCCUGACUAAGGAGCUGAAUUUGUGUAGAGAGCAGCUUCUAGAAAAGGAGGAGGAGAUUUCUGAGCUUAAAGCAGAGAGGAACAAUACCAGGCUUCUUUUGGAGCACUUGGAGUGUCUGGUGUCGCGUCACGAGCGUUCGCUGAGGAUGACUGUGGUGAAGAGGCAGGCUCCUCCGCCCUCCGGGGUGUCCAGUGAGGUGGAGGUGCUCAAGGCUCUGAAAUCCCUUUUUGAGCAUCAUAAGGCCCUGGAUGAGAAAGUGCGUGAAAGGUUACGGGUGGCUCUCGAAAGAGUGACUACAUUAGAAGGACAGCUGGCAGCUGCCACUCAGGAGGUGGUCAUGUUGAGACAGAGAAAGGAUGGACGAACAGACGGUGACGUUGUGGACAGGAUGGAUAGCUCAAAAUCUUCAUGGAAGAGGCUUCCCAAUGGCUCCAUUGAUGCCCAUGAUGACAACAGCAGAUGUAUGGAGCUGCAAGAAUUGCUGGAUAAGGCCAAUAAGGAGCUGGCCCAAAACAGAGACCGGAUCAGCGGCCUGACCAGUCGGAUGGGCGAGCUCGAGACGGAACUGGCCACUGCUCGCAAAGACCUGCUGAAGAGCGAGGAGCUGAGCACUAAACACCAGAGGGACAUCCGCGAGGCGAUGGCACAGAAGGAAGACAUGGAAGAGCGAAUUACAACGUUAGAAAAACGUUAUCUGGCCGCCCAGAGGGAAACCACCUCAAUCCACGACCUGAACGACAAACUGGAGAACGAGCUGGCCACCAAGGAAUCACUCUACCGACAGAGCGAGGAGAAGGUACGACACCUCCAAGAACUGCUGGAGUUGGCGGAGCAGCGGCUACAACAGACCAUGAGGAAGGCGGAGACUCUGCCCGAGGUGGAGGCUGAACUUGCCCAGAGAGUGGCCGCUCUCACCAAGGCAGAAGAGCGUCAUGGCAACAUCGAGGAGCGUUUGCGCCAACUUGAGGCUCAGCUGGAGGAGAAAAACCAAGAGCUGGCCAGGGCUCGUCAGAGGGAGAAGAUGAAUGAGGAGCAUAACAAACGUCUGUCUGACACUGUGGACCGUCUCCUCACUGAAUCUAAUGAACGACUACAGCUGCACCUGAAGGAGCGCAUGGCUGCACUGGAGGACAAGAAUGUGCUCAUCCAUGACCUGGAGAACUCUCAGAAACAGCUCGAGGAGUUCCAUCACACGAAGGAGAGGCUGAUCGGUGAGAUUGAGAAGUUACGAGCAGAACUUGAUCAUCUGAAGCGCAGGAGUGGAGCAUUUGGAGAUGGAACAUACCCUAGGUCUCAUGUUGGCAGUGCCACAGACCUGCGGUUCUCAGUGGUGGAAGGUCAGGGUGAUCAUUACUCCUCCACAGGGGUCAUACGAAGGGCUCAGAAAGGUCGACUGGUGGCACUCAGGGAUGAACCCACAAAGAUUCUGCCGAUGGUGGAGCAGGACUGGGAUCGCUCUCAACCUUCUAGCUUGCGUGCGAGCCGUACUCACCUAAUGGGCAGCGAUACUGAGCUGUCAGAUCUGGACGACGAAGACCGUGAGACCAUCUUCAGUUCAGCCGAUAUGCUGUCUCCCAGUGGACAUUCAGAUGCACAGACACUCGCUCUCAUGCUGCAGGAACAGCUCGAUGCCAUUAAUGAGGAGAUAAGAAUGAUCCAGGUGGAGAGGGAAUCAGCAGAGCUGCGGGCAGAUGAGAUUGAGAGUCGGGUGAACAGCGGCAGUAUGGACGGGCUCAAUGUGACUCUGCGGCCGCGCUCCUCCAUCCCCACAUCCGUCACCGCCCUCUCCCUGGCCAGCUCCUCACCUCCUGUCAGCGGCCGAUCAACACCCAAGAUGAUGUCCGGUUCAACAGCCCAUGAGUUGGGCAUCAUGACCCUGCCGAGUGAUUUAAGGAAACACCGCAGGAAGGUGGCUUCCCCCGUGGAGGCUCGAGAGGACAAGGCCACCAUAAAUUGUGAGACAUCGCCCCCAUCCUCCCCUCGCAGCCUCAGACUAGAUCAAAUGAACUUUGCUCAGCUAACAGGAAGCCUUGAUGAUGGCCGAGGGGGAAACAAAAAGAAGGGCAUAAAGUCCUCCAUCGGCCGCCUCUUUGGCAAGAAGGAAAAAGCGCGUUUUGACCAGCCAAUGAGCAAGGAUGGCCAGAUGACACCACCUGUGAUUCCAGAUUUCGAGAUGGGUAUUGGAGAUACCAUGACCUUGAGCAAACUGGGCACACAGGCAGAGAGAGACCGCAGGAUGAAGAAAAAGCAUGAGUUGCUGGAGGAUGCCAGGAGGAAAGGACUUCCUUUCGCUCAGUGGGAUGGCCCCACUGUGGUCUCCUGGCUCGAGCUGUGGGUGGGCAUGCCAGCUUGGUACGUGGCGGCGUGUCGUGCCAACGUAAAGAGCGGCGCCAUCAUGUCAGCACUGUCGGAUACAGAGAUUCAGCGAGAGAUCGGUAUCAGUAACCCACUCCAUCGGUUGAAGCUGAGACUGGCCAUUCAAGAGAUGGUGUCACUGACUAGUCCAUCGGCUCCUCUCACCUCACGCACAUCUUCCGGAAAUGUGUGGGUGACUCAUGAGGAGAUGGAAAAUAUGGCAACCUCCACCAAAAUGGAGAAUGAGGAAGGAAGCUGGGCUCAGACUCUAGCAUAUGGUGACAUGAACCAUGAGUGGAUUGGGAACGAGUGGCUUCCCAGUCUCGGCCUGCCUCAGUACCGCAGCUACUUCAUGGAGUGCCUGGUGGACGCUCGUAUGCUGGACCACCUGACUAAGAAAGACCUGCGGACACACCUUAAGAUGGUGGACAGCUUCCAUAGGGCUAGUUUGCACUAUGGCAUCAUGUGCUUGAAGAGGCUGAACUACGAUAGGAAAGAGUUAGAGCGACGAAGAGAAGAUUUCCAACAUGACAUCAAAGAUACCCUGGUGUGGACCAAUGAUCAUGUUAUGCAAUGGAUACAGAACAUCGGUUUGAAGGAGUACAGUAAUAAUCUGCUGGAGAGUGGGGUGCAUGGAGCUCUUAUUGCCCUAGACGAGACCUUCGACUUCAGCAGCUUGGCCCUCAUUCUACAGAUCCCAAUGCAGAACACCCAGGCUAGGCAGAUUCUGGAGAGGGAGUUCAGUAAUCUCUUGGCAUUGGGAACGGACCGGCGCCUGGAAGAGUGUGAUGAUAAGUCAUUCCGAAGGUCUCCAUCGUGGCGUAAGCGCUUCAGGCCAAGAGACGGCCAGGGUCUGGGUAUGAUGCCAGGGUCCAUAGAGACUCUUCCCGCUGGCUUCCGCCUCAACACCAUGUCCAUUCCCUCAUCCAUGGUUGCUGUGCCUAAGAAACAGCUGCAACCAGAAGCAGCCGGUCCUCCGGCCUCGCAGAGACUAGACCCCUCAGCUGUAAGGACUUACUCCUGCUAAAUUGCUUUUACUAAUCACUGCGCUCACACAAACAGUGCAUUCCCACUACCUGUACGGACACACGCUUGUGGCCUUUCGAGAAUGAUAUGCCAAAUUCUGGGGACACCUUGAAAGGACAAGUGAGGGGUCACCUCCGCCCCUCCCCUUUCCUAAUAGACACCUGAGCUUUCUUGGACACCGUGCAAUAGAGGGGGACAGAAAGAUGAAUUAUGAACUCUGAUUUACCAUUUCCCAGUAAUCCCAGUUAUAUAGUCUUUGUGGUGGUCAUACUUAACUGGUGUUCUUGGCCCUGUAGUCUGUCAGUGCUAGUCUGUUCCUUUGGGUGUGUUGUUGGCAUUAUACUGUAUAAGGCUUUUCCCCUUUAGUUAUGCAAAAUAUUAAUCAACAGCGUCUUUAUCUGUAUAUAUUAAAAAGAGAAAAUUAUGCCAUUAUGUUUUUUAUGGAAAUAUAUAUCAGACUUGUAUAUGGAGAUGAAUAUAUCAUUAUUAUAUGAAUUUUUAAAUCUCAGUUGUGACUGUUUUCUGUCAGUUAGACAGCUCUGUCUGGUAUAAAGGUGUUACACUUGUAGUCGGUGUCUUAAGCACCAGUGGUGACUGGAGAAUGGUGUGUAUGUGUUCACAUCAGCAGUGCUUAUCCACAUGUAGAGCUCAAGUCCACACACUUCAAGGACUUUAGCUGUGAGUUGAAAUGACCACUAUUCCAACAUUUUGUGCUCUCAAAGUUAGACAGUCUUGUAUAAAGCCAAGAUGCUAAGACAUCUGGGAAAGCAAUAGACUUCAGUUCACUUAGCAUCAAGAGAGAAAAGAAGAUUUCCAGCAUGUGCGACCUGCAAAAUAUCUUGGGGCCUGUUUUGAUUUGACCGUCUUGGUGCUGUCACAUGCACUUCAAGAUCUCUUUGGGAGCAAAUGAUUCUUCAUUAACCUACCUUAGAUCAAAAGAACAAACACAUUAUGAGGGUGCGUCAGUCUGUUGGGCAUUUUUUAAUUUUUUUAAUACAAUAUUUUCUGUAUAAUUCAUAGGAUGUAUCGUGCUAUUGUGGCAGCUACUGUACUGUAUGUGUAAAUGUAUGUAUGUGUAUUUUAAGUGUUACACAAUGCUGACAAAUCAUGUUCUUACUUUCAAAAGUGCUCUCUAUUAAAAAAUUAUUA